Messenger RNA from Striga asiatica, 1530 nucleotides. The record is from the annotation of a GenBank genome assembly. NCBI's taxonomy places the organism in Eukaryota, Viridiplantae, Streptophyta, Magnoliopsida, Lamiales, Orobanchaceae.
ACAAUCGAAGAUUGAAAGCCUCCUGUAAAAAAAUUAGAAAAAAAAAGGGAAAGAGAGAACAAGGAUGAUGACAAUGGAGGGGACGAUGGAUAAGGGGGUGUUGGACGAUAUCAUACAGCGGCUGCUGGACGGCAAGGGCGGGAAACAGGUGCAGCUUUCGGAGGCGGAGAUCCGCCAGUUGUGCGUCAACGCACGGCAGAUCUUCCUCUCUCAGCCGAAUCUCCUCCAGCUCCGUGCCCCCGUUAGGAUCUGCGGUGACAUUCAUGGGCAGUAUCAAGACCUUUUGAGGCUCUUUGAGUAUGGUGGGUACCCCCCUUCCGCAAAUUACCUCUUUCUAGGCGAUUAUGUCGAUAGAGGCAAACAGAGUCUGGAAACAAUAUGCUUACUUUUGGCUUACAAGAUAAAGUAUCCAGACAAAAUUUUUCUUUUGAGGGGAAACCAUGAAGAUGCCAAAAUUAACCGUAUUUAUGGAUUUUAUGAUGAAUGUAAGAGGAGAUUCAAUGUUCGACUCUGGAAGAUAUUCACCGACUGCUUUAAUUGUUUGCCUGUAUCUGCCCUCAUUGAUGAAAAGAUACUCUGCAUGCAUGGGGGACUUUCCCCUGAGCUUAAACAUUUGGAUCAGAUAAAAGAACUUUCUAGACCCACUGAAAUUCCAGAUAGUGGUCUCCUCUGUGAUUUGCUUUGGUCUGAUCCUGAUCCAAGGAUACGGGGUUGGUCUGAUAGUGAUAGAGGCGUUUCAUGUGUUUUUGGGCCUGAUGCAGUUGCCGAAUUUCUGCAGAAAAAUGACUUGGACCUCAUUUGCCGGGGUCAUCAGGUGGUGGAGGACGGGUACGAGUUUUUUGCCAAAAGGAGACUCGUAACACUCUUUUCAGCUCCAAAUUAUGGUGGGGAGUUUGACAAUGCAGGUGCCCUUUUGAGUGUAGACGAAUCACUUGUUUGUUCCUUUGAGAUCCUAAAACCUACGGCAAGCACUUCAAAGGUUCCCCUAAAAAAGCCCCCCAAAAUUGGAUCCAUGUAAUUCAGCCAAAAGUGAACGUGUAAGUUUUAUGCAGCGACUAGGUGUUAAUGGAAAAGGCUACGUCCUGAUUGCUUUUUUUUCUGUCCGUAUAUAAACUGUUAUGCACUGGAGGUGUGCCAGAAAAUUUCAGAGCUUAGCUUUGAAGACAGUUUAUUACUAUGGACUACCAAGUUAAAAAGGAAGAAGGAUUGUGUAAAGAACAAAGUUGUUGCACUCUGACUCUUGUGGUAGGAAAAUCUAAGCUGUGACUGUUUAUUUGCUGGCUUGCUACAAUUUGUCGCAAAUGCUCAUACGAUUUCUAGUACCAAAUGUACAUCCAUUCCUAUCAUCUGGGUUUUUUCUUUUCUUUGUUUUGUAGCGAAUUUGUAGCUGUAUUCAAACCUUAGUUACUGAAUUGAAGAAUAUUUUACCUUUUUGAGUUUUGAUGAUGAUAGCAAGUGUUGCCAGCGACAUUAUAUGUUUGAAAUUUUAACAUGACUUUACUCUCUUCUUUCUUGUACCGGCUUGUUCCU